Parnassius apollo (apollo) is the source of this 351-nucleotide messenger RNA. Lineage: Eukaryota; Metazoa; Arthropoda; Insecta; Lepidoptera; Papilionidae. The record is from the annotation of a GenBank genome assembly.
AUGGUCUCCCACGAACUAGAGCAAAUGAGGAGUAUAUUGGAAGAGGCGAUUUUGGAAACGCGCAGCAUGCCUCUCGAAAAUCGACCGCAACUUCCCCGCAUACCCCUAAGCAAGCGAAAUCGGGCUGUCGUGAGGGCUCUUAACCCAAUGCCGGUACCCUAUUUGGAAGCCAGCCUCACCUUUGCGAGACGGACUCAGUUCUUUUUGGCGCUGCAGUGGCAGCUUGCCGUAUUAUUGGCGCCAAACUUCCCAUGGCUGGACGCGCUACUAAACAAAGUAGCGCCAUCCCAGCCUGGAGAAAAAGAAUUGAGGACCGUAUCGCAAAGGCAAGGGCCCUUAUCGGCAGACUGA